AUGAAGUUAUUCCUUCAAACUGUCCUCCAAGAUGUUCUAUUUUUUAUCGAUAACUUUUCCACAUUUUUUGCCAGUCAACUGAUUGAUCAUCGCUUUUGGCAGUUCAUUUGUUGCACUUUUGUCUGGCAAACUUUGCAUGUUAUUGAUGGAUUUAUCAUGAUUAUGUUCAAUGACCGAUUCAGUGUCCUAAAAAGUGCUUUCUUCCCGUCUUCAUCUGUUCCAGUCAGUUCUGUGAUGGAAAGUAGUUCGUCAAGAACUCAGCCACGUCGACAAGUUAUUGCAGCAGUCGCAUGA
Messenger RNA from Caenorhabditis remanei, 294 nucleotides. RefSeq lists its product as uncharacterized. The coding region runs from base 1 to 294 and encodes 97 amino acids. The transcript is spliced from 3 exons. The record is from RefSeq and is a predicted model, not a curated record. Lineage: Eukaryota; Metazoa; Nematoda; Chromadorea; Rhabditida; Rhabditidae.